Molecule: messenger RNA, 862 nt
Organism: Vigna radiata var. radiata (mung bean)
Lineage: Eukaryota; Viridiplantae; Streptophyta; Magnoliopsida; Fabales; Fabaceae
Product: receptor-like kinase TMK2
Exons: 1
Coding region: 1-825 (274 amino acids)
Biological process (GO): protein phosphorylation
Molecular function (GO): protein kinase activity; ATP binding
Source: RefSeq, a predicted model, not a curated record
AUGAAUCUCUCUGGCAACAUUUCUCCCAGUUUUGCUUCGCUUACAUCUGUGACAAAACUGCUUCUUCCCAACAAUGCCCUCACUCGUACCAUACCAAGUGAACUCACCUGCAUGCUUGGUCUAGUAGAAUUGGAUGUUUCCAAUAAUCAAUUGCACGACAAGGUGCCAUCUUUUCGUGAGGGUGUAGUUGUUAAAACUGGUGGGAGUCCUGAUAUUGGAAAGGAUAAGCCUCAAGCCCCGCUUGGCUCAAAUCCUCAGGGUAAAUCUGGAGGUCAAUUGAAGAAAAAUAAUACUGGAGCAAUUAUUGGCUCUGUGUUGGGAGGUAUCAGUUUAAUUGGUUUGGUGGCUGCUCAACAUGUGGAAUCUGGGAAUAUGGUUAUUUCAAUCCAAGUGUUGAGACAAGUUACGAACAAUUUCAGUGNGGCAAACAUAUUGGGGAGAGGUGGUUUUGGCACUGUAUACAAAGGGGAAUUGUACGAUGGAACAAAAAUUGCAGUGAAAAGGAUGGAAUGUGGAAUGAUGGUUGAGAAGGGGCUCACUGAGUUUGAGUCUGAAAUUGCAGUACUGACUAAGGUUCGACACAGACAUCUGGUUGCACUGGAAGGCCACUACUUGGAUGGAAAUGAGAAGCUUCUUGUGUAUGAAUACAUGCCUCAGGGUCCUCUCAGUAAGCAUCUAUUUGACUGGAAAGAGCAAGGAAUACAACCAUUGGAAUGGAAGAGAAGGCUUUCCAUUGCCUUGGAUGUUGCCAAAGGUGUUGAAUAUCUUCACGGUUUGGCCCAGCAAAUUUUUAUCCAUAGGGAUCUAAAACCAUCAAACAUCUAAAACCAUCUAAAACCAGCAAAUUUUAAUCCCAAUCCCA